CUUCAUUCACUUCUUCGAUACAUCAUUCACACUAACAUGUAACUAUCCUCGUACUCACAAACAGAGGCGCUGAUAUCAGAGGAACACUAGUAUUAAUAUCAAGCCACCACUUGUUCUCACUCCCUUUGAACACUGCAAUCUUCACUUCUAUAAUGGCAUCCUCAAAUGCAUUUGUCCCAGCUCUACUUGUCAUCGAUAUGCAAGAAGACUUCUGCCCACCAUCCGGUGCUCUUCAAGUGUCAGAUGGCCGCACCAUCAUUCCCCUUAUCAAUACCCUCCUCUCCUCACCUUCAUUCGCCUUGCGCAUCGCAACAAAAGAUGAUCAUCCUCCAAACCACAUCUCCUUCGCCUCACAGCAUGCACCACCCAACAACGUACCCUUUGAAAGCACUAUUACAAUCACAAAUCCGCUCAACCCGUCCCAAACACAGGUCUCGCGUGUCUGGCCAGACCAUUGCAUUCAAGGCACCCUUGGCAACCAGUUCGUAUCAGAGCUUGAUGUGUCCAACGUUCAAGUGGUAAGGAAGGGCCAGGAUGCUCGAUUGGAAAUGUACAGUGUGUUCUGCGAUCCAUUUGGCGUAGCGAAGAGUGAGGCUGCAGACUUGCUGAGAGCGAAAGGGGUCACCCAUGUGUACUGCGUGGGUCUAGCUGCGGACUAUUGCGUCAAGUAUACAGCACUGGAUAGUGUAAAGGAGGGAUUCGAGACAUACAUCAUCAGAGAGGGAACGAAAGCUGUGGACCAGGAAAGGUUGGAAAACUGUUAUGCCGAGAUAGAGAAACAAGGCGUGAGGGUCGUACACAUAGACAGCGAAGAAGUCAGGCGAGUCAUGGCCUAACAGGCUCGAUAUUCUGCAUGUCUGGAGUUAUUGGGGGCGUGAUUAUGAUAUACCCGGAUUCAUAGAUUUGUAGCAUGUACAAAC
Messenger RNA from Pseudovirgaria hyperparasitica, 920 nucleotides. Its product is annotated as Isochorismatase hydrolase. The transcript is spliced from 2 exons. The record is from RefSeq and is a predicted model, not a curated record. NCBI's taxonomy places the organism in Eukaryota, Fungi, Ascomycota, Dothideomycetes, Acrospermales, Acrospermaceae. Bases 153 to 836 code for a protein of 227 amino acids.